AUGGUCCUCAAGGAAUUUCUCGACUCAGACCGAGUCAACUUUCUCAUCUGGAGGUAUUUGCUUGAAGGCAACUACAGAGAAACAGCCGCCAAAUUCCAGAAGGAAUGGCACGUCAAGGAGCCGCAACGGGACUUUGAUUUUGCGCGCCAUGUCAAGGGCCGUGCUCUAGUGUCCGUCGUCAACAGCGGCCUCAUCUACUAUGCUCUCGAGCGAGAGCACUCACGCCGUCAGAUGCCUGAAGAUGCGGCCGCACAAGCCGAGGCGUUGCGCAACGGCAUCUUUGGGCCGUUAGAAGUCCAGCCGCCGGCAAAGAUGGAGGAGGAGGACGAAGAUGCACCCGGAGAGGACGACGACGAGGCAGAGCUGUCGCGAAAACGGAACCACAACUCCCUGCCCAAUGGGUCGCCUUCCAAGCGCCCACGGCUCAGCAACGGCUGCGAGAGCAAAUCCGAUGCAGCCACGGUCAGCACCCCCAUGGAUGUGGACCAGCAAGACAGCCACCACGCCGACGACGACCAGAGCCUGCACGACAACCACGCCUAUCCAUCUCCGCUGGAAGGAGAGCAGGUUCCGCUGCCGAUUGUACGGACGGAGGGGCCCGAGCAAGGCACGCAGGUCGACAAGGUCGAGCAGCUGUUUGCCGGCACCACCUUCAUCCGCCUCAUGGACGGCUGCGCCACUGAAACAGCGCCUUCGCCCUCUCCAGCUGGCUCUGGCUCUGAAAACACUCCCAUUCUGCUGCAGUGCGAGUGGAACCCGAGAGACCCAUCAAUCCUCGCGGCUGCUGGGACCGAUGCGCUAGCCCGUGUUUGGACCGUUUCGCGUGCUACAGCAACUGACCACGGCCAGUAUCACGUGUCACCCCACGCCCAGGCCUUGCUUGAUCCCGACUCUCCAAGGUCGACGACGGUGACGGCGCUGGCCUGGACAUCGGACGGCGCCUCCAUUGCCGUGGCCAGCGAUUGCGGAGGAUCUCGUGCCGCCAUCCAUCUGUGGUCUGCCGGCGGUGAGCUUGCCCAGUCCCUGGACGUGACGGAGCCGCCCAUUGUCAAGCUGCUAUGGAACCCCAGCAACACGGCGCUGCUCGCCAUUUCCCCGGAGAAUAAGGUCGACACGCUGGUGACGGUGCACUCAAUAGGCUCCAACCAGUCCUUCCGGUAUCUGCUCCCGGGCCACAGUCUCGAUGCGGGCUUGGACGCAACGUGGACGGGCGACUCGGAGUUUCUGAUUUGCGGCGCCGGCACUUUCGAAUGCCUGAGCCUGGGCGAGACGGCCAUUCAGAGAACUCGAAAGUUCGAGACGAAGGAGGAUGACCACUUUGCCCAGGUUUUGUUUGACCCGCGGUCCCAGCUCGUUGCCACCUCGAGUGACAAGGGUGUUUUGGAUCUGUGGGAUGAAUCAGGGCAACGUCGGUCAAUAUCAGCCCACCAAGGGUCAAUUACAACGAUGGCUUGGCAGCCACUGCCGCCAGACCAAUCCGGACAGGAUGACGAGCGGUUAAUCGCCACUGGAGGAGAGGACGGCGCCAUUCUGAUCUGGAACGCUAGAAAACCCGAAAGCAAACCGAAAUGCUUCUUCACAAUGGAUCUGCCCGUCGUACGGCUCGCCUUUACGCCAGACGGAGCCUUUAUCGCAGGGGCCACGCCAAGGAGUGUUUUGAUAUGGAAGGUCGACAGCCAUUCCGUGCCUCGGGCUAUCUGGAGACCCUCCAGGGACGAGCUAGAGAACCUCAAGGGCAAUCAAGAUUCCGAAGACGAGGACGAGCACUGUCUGUGCUGGGACAGGGACGGCCAGAAGCUUGCUUACGGCGCAAACAGUCGUCUCGCGAUUAUCAGCUUCAGUGGUAAUAACAGUGGAUAG
Molecule: messenger RNA, 1860 nt
Organism: Trichoderma aggressivum f. europaeum
Lineage: Eukaryota; Fungi; Ascomycota; Sordariomycetes; Hypocreales; Hypocreaceae
Exons: 6
Coding region: 1-1860 (619 amino acids)
Biological process (GO): regulation of transcription by RNA polymerase II
Cellular component (GO): Set3 complex
Molecular function (GO): protein binding; transcription corepressor activity
Source: RefSeq, a predicted model, not a curated record